UCGUGGGAUUACAUUUUUGAAAGUGACCGCUAAUAAUCGUGAAUUAAAUUAUUUUAUUGCAAAUCAAUGGAUUCAUCUCAAAAUCUCAAGUAUUCUACGAAUAUUUUGGGCAAUACGAGUAUUGGAACAAAUAGCAUACUUGUUAAUUCAUGAGGAAAUGAAAAAUGAACCUUUGUUUGUAGUUGUAAAAUAUUUGUUAAUUAGAGGUUGUGAUACAUUUACUGCAGUUGUAGGAAUGACAAGUUUUGUAUCAUUUUUUUGCUAUGUUAUUGGAGACUUCUUUCGAACGAUAUUAAUGACUUCAGAUGACGAAACUAUGAGCAUUGAAAAUUUAUCUGCUACAUUAUUUUAUAUACUAGCUGUACUAACUGGACUAACACUCAUAGAGCCAGAAGAGCGUUUUAUGGGACUAUAUCGAAUAUUUUUUUUAAUUUUUGGUCUCUUAGUGAGUUUUAUUCAUAAUAUGGCUAGUCCAUUAUUAUUGUCUAUGGGUAUAUCUUAUAAUUCUUCACUACAUAGGCACUUAAGACCUCUUUUUGUUAGCGGAUUUCUUUUAAUGGUUUCUUUUUUUACAUUGAUGUACUUGUGGUAUUCCAAUCUAAUGAGCAAUUGGUUAAUAGUAGUUUCUUCUUUAAACAUUCAAAAUAUCAUACAAAUAUUUGUGACGUUAAAUGUAUAUUUAUUAUUAAUUAUUGAUCAUAGCAUACCAUUUGAAGAAAAAUUGGACGAUUAUGUGUUCUAUAUCCAAUCAUUUGGCUGUGCGGUGACUUUUUGUUUUGGCGUCGUUUUUUUUUUACAUGGUAUUUAUAAUACGAUUUACAUACCUGAUAGUUUGGCCCAUGCACCCAUGAUAUUUUUAGAUACAUAUUUGGUUGUAUGGUGUGGCAUUAAGAAAGGAUGGAAAAUAUUCAUUAGACGUCGUCUAGCCACGCUCAAAAUUGAAUCUUUAGCAGAUGCAACUAUUGAUCAAACAUUAUUAAUUAAUAAUCAUUGUCCUAUAUGUUUUCAAAUAAUGAAAUCAGCAAAAAUUACCAAUUGCAAUCAUUAUUAUCAUGGAAGAUGUCUACGUAAAUGGCUCUAUAUAAAGGAUUACUGUCCAAUGUGUCAUACUAUUGUAUCUGGACAUAAAAAUCAAACACCAACCACUGACUGAACAUAAACCAUUUUAACAGUGUUUAAAAUAUUUUUGAAAUUGAUAAUUUUUGGAUAUUUUUAAUUGAUUUGAUUUUUUCAUAUACUUAAACAUGCUUUAUGUA
This is a messenger RNA of Melanaphis sacchari, 1256 nucleotides long. Its product is annotated as protein TRC8 homolog. Gene Ontology annotation, biological process: ERAD pathway. Lineage: Eukaryota; Metazoa; Arthropoda; Insecta; Hemiptera; Aphididae. Gene Ontology annotation, cellular component: endomembrane system; endoplasmic reticulum. The transcript is spliced from 6 exons. Bases 158 to 1153 code for a protein of 331 amino acids. The record is from RefSeq and is a predicted model, not a curated record. Gene Ontology annotation, molecular function: ubiquitin protein ligase activity.